GCAAAUUUGAAAAGUAAAAAACUAAACAAGGAAAGCUAUAGGGAGAGAGAGAGAGAGGAGAGAGAGAGGAGAGAGAGACGGGUCACUUGCUCAGCCCCAUACCGACAGAAAGCUGAGAAAACUAGAACUCUUUCCAGUUUCCGGACAAAGAUUUGUACUUGCAGACGAGCAGAAAGAGUUAAGCUUCAAAAGCAUUAAUAACAACACCUCACGUUCUUACUGUUUGGAACUGCACUCUCUCCUCACAGAAUGCUUGCAUAAUAUCUGCGGUCCCUUGCAACGAAAGCGAUGUUUGUGUCAUGAGAUAAAUACAACGCUCAUACAUUUUCUCAGCAAGAAAAGAACUCCGAGUGAAUUAUGUUGGUUUGUUAAUGGGCUGCUAUUGUUCAAAGGAAGCUAAAACGCCUGGCUAUGAGGACCCUGCGGUUCUUGCUGCUGCGACACCUUUUACUGUGAACGAAGUAGAAGCCUUGUAUGAGCUUUUUAAGAAAUUGAGCAGUUCGAUAUUUGAUGAUGGACUGAUCCACAAGGAAGAAUUUCAGCUCGCGCUCUUCAGGAACAGAAAUCGGAGGAAUCUUUUUGCAGACAGGAUUUUUGACUUAUUUGAUAUCAACGCAAUGGGUUUAUGAGUUUGGAGAAUUUGUUCGAUCAUUUAGGUG
Messenger RNA from Malus domestica (apple), 659 nucleotides. The record is from RefSeq and is a predicted model, not a curated record. NCBI's taxonomy places the organism in Eukaryota, Viridiplantae, Streptophyta, Magnoliopsida, Rosales, Rosaceae.